AUGGUCAACGAUUUGAAGCCUGCCCAGAGGCACAUAGGCGAAUCUCAACCAAGCGAGAGGCAAGAUGAUUUCGGAGACACCUCAUUACUGUCAAAACCCCUCAUGCUCAGUAGAGUACGCUACAUGUCCCUACAAAGGACGCGACAAAUUAUUGAGGAAAGCCUCGAACAAUUCUUAAUAUCUGAAAUUCCAGAACGCAAGAAGAAAGCCGUAUAUAGAAAUGAUUCGCAUAAAGACAUUGAACCCCAGUCAACGACGCAAUUAUUAUCAUCCUCACGAGCUGUCGAUAUCGCCGACGACAAUGUGGAUCUGAUAGGCUCAGAUCGUGGAAAAAACGCAUCGUCUUCAAUCGGUCAUUCUUAUUCUGAUCAAAAAAGACUUGAUGAAUCAACCACCUCACAAUGCCAAGAUAAAUCCAAACGUGUAUUCCGAAUUUUGGAGAGGUACAUUACGGCAUGCUUCAGCAGCGAAUGUCUGAACAAUUCUUUCCUAUUUUCUCGACCGAACCAGUCACUGAGAGCUGCAAGUGAAAGUGUUAUCACCAAAACUCCUGAGACAGCAUCCCCAGACACUGUUGACAGCGCCGCCGACCUGUACCCUGAGAUCGAUGCAAAAACUCUGCUCGUCGGCGAUUUCGCAGAAAACGGCACCUGGUGGGCAGGCAGGUCUCCGCCAGCCGAAAGCAUUCGACCUCAGACGGCGAAAGGGUCAAUAGAUAGCUACAGCGACAAAGCCAAUGCAAAGGGCCCUAGUAUUAACUGGUCUGAAGUUUACGAGUGGUACAACCUUAUCAACUCGUUGCAAAGCUCGUGGAGGCUGAAGCUGCACAGCUUUAAGGCAAAUAAAGUGGUAAAUGAGCAUUCUCCAAUAGCUUCGGAUGCGCAGAUUCAAGUCAUGGACGAGCGCAUUGCUGAGUCUAGUAGCCAUGUCCAGCGCACUCUGUUCAAAGCAAGUGAGGCUUUACUGCGACGUCCUGGGCGUCCUCUGAAGCAUGCCAUUGAAAGUCGAUUUCUUCUCAUCUUACUUGCCAAUCCAAAUCUCUCCAUGAAGGAGGCGAAUCUGUCAAUCCAAUCGUUUCCUAGCACGACCAGAGACGCGUCCAAUCGGGGAAUGUCAGAGAGUACAGUUGUGACUUCUACCGCGGUCAUGCCGUUCUCAUCAAAAUUGUUACCACCAACAGGCUCCAGUAGCAACUUGUCGAGGCAUUCAGGCAUUAUUAAACGCAUCUUAGGUAUUAUGUCGAAUCUUCCGCCUGACUGCCACCACUAUCUCAUCAGCUGGUUCUCGCGCUUCACACAACAACAUUUGCGGAAGGUUGUCGAGCUGGUGGGGAGCUUUGUUACUUAUAGACUUUCUAGGGUUAGCGGGAGAAAGCGUACCAACAGUCAUGAUCCAACUGUUGGAGGUUUAAUUCCCAGUAUCUCAGGCCCCGGUGCUGGAACCUCCGCUCAACUCCACGCUGCCAUCGGAGUCUCCCAAGGUGCCAAGUCUCAGGAAAACAAUACAGGUGGAACAACAUACAGCGAUGAUUGGCAAAUAAAGGCCGCAGCAAAAGUUAUGUCACUCCUUUUCGCCGCCAGCAAUAACGACCCCAUCAGGUGGCGUGAAGGCCAUCAGAAGACCUCGCAACCACUGGGUAGGCCACGAGCGAUUUCAAUCACGCAAAAGCGAGCACACAGAAAUGGCCAACUCCUUCCUACCAGCGCGUUCUACAAUACCAUGCUAGACUACACUGACCUCAUCGCAGACUUUGACACUUGGGAAUCAAGACGAGGCAAGCUUUCCUUUUGCCAAUAUCCCAUGUUCUUCUCCAUCUGGGCCAAAAUCCACAUUCUUGAGCACGAUGCUCGCAGGCAGAUGGAAAUCAAAGCUAGAGAGGCGUUCUUCAACAGUAUAAUGAGCCGAAAAGCGAUCAGUCAGUAUCUCAUCCUGAAGGUGCGAAGGGACUGUUUAGUUGAAGAUAGCCUGCGGGGUGUCAGUGAAGUUGUGGGCACGGGCCAAGAGGAAAUUAAAAAGGGGCUUCGCAUCGAAUUCAUUGGAGAAGAAGGCCUCGACUCGGGCGGCCUUCGAAAGGAAUGGUUUUUGCUGCUGAUCCGAGAGAUCUUUGAUCAAGAGCAUGGGCUGUUCGUGUAUGACGAGGACUCACAAAACUGCUAUUUCAAUUCCCAAACCUUCGAGACUUCGGAUCAAUUUUUCCUUGUUGGUGCGUUACUUGGACUUGCAAUCUACAAUUCGACAAUCCUAGACGUCGCUUUACCACCCUUCGCAUUUCGCAAGCUCUUGGCCUCGGCUCCGACGUACACGGGUCCCUCAACGUUUUCCUCUCGUCCGAUCCACGCUUCAUCAUUGGAUGACCUCGCUGAGUUCAGACCCGUCCUUGCCCAAGGGCUUCGAAAGCUUCUUGAGUACGAUGGCGAUGUAGAAUCGACGUUUCUUCGUGAUUUUGUUGCUGCGACUGAACGUUACGGACAAAUCCAGUACGUGCCGCUCUGUCACAACGGUGAGCAUAGGCCGGUUACGAACAGCAAUCGCCGGGAAUAUGUGGACCUCUAUGUCCGCUAUCUUCUGGAUACUUCCGUCUCUCGCCAAUAUGACCCUUUCAAACGCGGCUUUUUCACCGUGUGCGGUGGCAAUGCGCUUUCCUUAUUUCGACCCGAGGAGAUCGAGUUGCUCAUAAGAGGCUCAGACGAGCCCCUUGAUGUUGCAACAAUUCGAGCGGUAGCCAUCUAUGACGGCUGGGGCGUCGGCGUUGAGCCAGCUGAUCAGAUUCCUGUGAAAUGGUUCUGGGAAGAAUUCGAAGGGGCACAACCGAAAGACCAACGGAAAUUGCUCAGCUUCAUCACGGCUAGCGACCGGAUUCCUGCAAUGGGCGCCACAAGCCUUGUCAUCAAGAUUGUGUGCUUAGGUGACUACACGAAACGGUACCCAAUCGCACGGACUUGCUUCAACAUGAUCGGCCUCUAUCGGUAUCGAUCGAAGGAGGCUUUUGGGAGCAUGCUUUGGAGGGCUGUAUACGAGGGCGAGGGAUUUGGCAUGAAAUAA
Molecule: messenger RNA, 3042 nt
Organism: Bacidia gigantensis
Lineage: Eukaryota; Fungi; Ascomycota; Lecanoromycetes; Lecanorales; Ramalinaceae
Exons: 2
Coding region: 1-3042 (1013 amino acids)
Biological process (GO): protein polyubiquitination
Molecular function (GO): ubiquitin protein ligase activity
Source: RefSeq, a predicted model, not a curated record